This is a messenger RNA of Cimex lectularius (bed bug), 5541 nucleotides long. It is a transcript of the gene AGO1, whose product is annotated as protein argonaute-2. Gene Ontology annotation, molecular function: nucleic acid binding. Lineage: Eukaryota; Metazoa; Arthropoda; Insecta; Hemiptera; Cimicidae. The coding region runs from base 560 to 2224 and encodes 554 amino acids. The transcript is spliced from 13 exons. The record is from RefSeq and is a predicted model, not a curated record.
AGGAGAAGCGCAGCCCCGAGCAGAAACACCAUUGGCCCUCCCCGUCCCAAAAGAAAACAAACCCGAGUGCAAUUUUGUUGUCCAAGUCCUGCAACUGCAGGUGAUUCUAGAGCUCCAAUACUUCCGACGCUUCGCGACCGCGUCCCUACUGCAAAGCACCCCAAGCAGCCCGAGGCCCUCGACUCGGAUUUCCGACGUAGAACCCCUCGAUUUUUCCCAUCCGUCUCAGAAAUCCCGUCGAAAGGAUAAAAGUCGAGUUUCGAUAAGGAUAUCGCCCCGAGAACGGCCCUUGUUUACAAUAUGUGACUCUUCCACCGGACGGGGGUGUGUCGUUAUAUCGAUUUUCUCCAGCUUCGCACUCACCCCUAACCUCCAGUUGUGCUUUCAGUUUGCCCCCUUGUGCUUUUUUCCCACCCCUAGUCGAGCCGUCGCGUUCGGAAUUAUGCGUGAAAGGGCGGCCAAGGCCGUGACUGGAGGACUCGUACAAUAAAUUGGGUCUCUCACUUGGAAUUUGAUCUCUUUUAACUACCAAAGGCAGUGUACUCUAUAAAAGGUCAAAAUGGAUCUGCCUUUCCAAGACCUGCCCAUCAUACAUAGAGACACGUCCACUAUGGUCGGAAAAUCAUUUGGAUCAGAGAGCGGCUGGUCCUCACCAGGUCAGGGCUCACUUCCUAUCACGCAGGAUCCGCAAGACCUGGCGCCGCCAGUGGGACCGCCUGGAGGGCCUCCAGGAGGGGCAGCGCCUCCUGGGGCGGUUGGUGUGCCCCCGGGAGCCAUCGCACUCAUUCAGCCUCAACCACCACAUCAACCUCCUGAUUUACCAAUGUUCACAUGCCCGAGAAGGCCGAACCUCGGACGUGAAGGCCGGGCGAUUGUCCUAAGGGCGAACCACUUCCAAAUAACGAUGCCGAGGGGGUUCGUCCAUCACUAUGAAAUAUCGAUACAACCAGACAAAUGCCCGAGGAAGGUCAACAGAGAAAUUAUUGAAACUAUGGUUCACGCUUAUUCGAAGAUCUUCGGGAACUUGAAACCAGUUUUUGACGGGAGGAGCAACCUAUACACAAGGGACCCAAUAUCUAUAGGGAAUGAAAGAAUGGAAUUGGAGGUAAAUUUAGGUAAAUAUGCCACUGGACCUGAUCAAGUGGAACCUAUGUUCCGCUACCUGAAAUCAACUUUCCAAGCUUUACAACUUGUAGUUGUAGUACUUCCAGGAAAGACCCCAGUUUAUGCUGAGGUUAAGAGAGUAGGUGAUACAGUAUUAGGAAUGGCUACACAGUGUGUCCAAGCGAAAAAUGUUAACAAGACAUCGCCUCAGACUCUGUCGAACCUCUGCCUCAAGAUCAACGUGAAACUUGGCGGCAUCAACAGUAUUCUCGUUCCGAGCAUAAGACCCAAGGUUUUCAACGAACCCGUCAUCUUCCUCGGCGCCGAUGUCACCCACCCUCCGGCGGGUGACAACAAGAAGCCGUCGAUUGCCGCUGUGGUUGGCUCAAUGGACGCCCAUCCGAGCAGGUAUGCUGCUACUGUUCGCGUUCAACAACACAGACAAGAAAUCAUACAGGAAUUGUCUUCGAUGGUCAGGGAGUUGCUGAUUAUGUUUUAUAAGAGUACUGGAGGGUAUAAACCUCAUAGGAUUAUUUUAUAUAGAGAUGGUGUUUCAGAAGGGCAAUUUUUACAUGUACUUCAACAUGAACUUACUGCCAUUCGGGAAGCCUGUAUUAAAUUAGAAGGAGAUUACAAGCCUGGAAUAACUUUUAUUGUCGUACAAAAACGACAUCACACAAGAUUGUUUUGUGCCGACAAGAAAGAACAAAGUGGGAAAUCAGGAAACAUUCCUGCAGGUACAACAGUCGACGUUGGCAUUACACAUCCGACUGAGUUUGACUUUUACCUCUGCAGCCAUCAAGGAAUUCAGGGGACGAGUCGACCGUCACAUUAUCACGUCCUGUGGGAUGACAACCACUUCGAUUCGGAUGAGCUGCAGUGUCUCACUUACCAGCUCUGCCAUACUUACGUUAGGUGUACGCGGUCUGUCUCCAUACCCGCUCCAGCGUACUAUGCCCAUCUUGUCGCUUUCAGAGCCAGAUAUCACCUCGUUGAGAAAGAACACGACAGUGGUGAAGGAUCUCAUCAGUCAGGCUGUAGUGAGGACAGGACUCCUGGAGCGAUGGCCAGGGCCAUCACAGUACAUGCCGAUACAAAGAAAGUCAUGUAUUUUGCAUAAGAAAAAAAAAACACCAAAGACCACCUGCCACUAUACAUGGGAAAUAACCAACUUUAAUAUUACUUCAUAAGUAUAUAUAUAUUAAGUAUAUAUUCUACAUAAAAAUAUAUAUAAUAUAUAAUAUGAUAAUAAUUAUAUUACAUAAUAAUAUUAUAUAUAUUAUAUAUAAUUUUAUAUACAUAUAAAUCAGAGAGAAAAAGGGAAAAAAAAUGAGAGAAGAAGAAAUAUGAAACUGCAUUAGUUCUGCCAAGAGUUAAAAUGGGGUGAAAAAAGUCCAAUUUUAUUAUUUACAAAACAUUGUUGUAUAUAUAAUAAGUAAAUUUAACUUCCGUAUAUUUACAUUUUUACUUAUUUGACUACUUUUUUUAAGUUAUUACUACAGUACUUUUUUUUUCUUUUCUUUUUUAACGCCCACUAAAUAAAUGUCUAAAUCUAUUUUGUAUUUAUUACACAGCUUUAAAAUAAAAUGUUGCUCAUUUCAGUCGUACUUAAGUUGUUAAAAUGAGCUCUUUAAAGGUUGUUAUUAUUUUAAAAUAUAUUUUAUUAGUUGUAAGGUUUGGUAAAAAGGCCGGUUUUUCUUUUUCUCUUAAUUGCAGCUCUCAACGUCUGAAAAUCUCGCUCAGUGUUUUUUUGAAGUACGUUUUUAGUUUUUAUCGACCCCCCACUCAAACUUUAAUAGUUCAGUAUAAUUUUUUUUAUACUAUAUAUAUUGUAACUUUUUUUUUCUAUAAUAUGCUAUUUAGACAUUUAUUCAAUUAGUUUUAGUCAUUGCCAGCCUCUUAAGUGUGUGACAUUUAGUGUAAGUUGAACUAUGGGGUUUACAAUUGUGCUCACUAAAUUGGGGACACUUUCCAAACGUAUGACAGACUAGGAAAUCUGCUCAUCACUUAUUUGGCACAUUAAUUUGUACAAUGUUACCUUAGAUAAAUUCAAAAAUGUCUGUCAAUUAAGGAAAAAAAUCUUGCCCAUAGGUUUGAGGUUCAUAAUAAAUGUUUUUAUCAAUUCCCUUUAACCCUUAAAAGAAUUAUUUUGUAACCUUUUUGCUAUCAAUUAAUCAAUUGUUUUAAUAUUAUAUAAAAAAAACUUGUGUAUAGGUUAAAAAAAUGAUUGAAUUUGAAUGUAUCACAAACAGAUUUUUAAUGUACUGUAAAUUUUUAUAGGUGUGUUCAAAAUAUUGUGAUGACAGUAGAAACAAAUUAAAUCAUAUUCACAGUAAAAAUUAUGUUUUAUAAAAAAAAUUAUCUUUAAAAAAAAUCAAGUUUUCUCCGUGCUAUCAGCGUAUUACAUUAAUUUAUAAUGAAAACUCAAAUAAACUAGCACAAAAUUGUAUUUAAUAGAUAAUGCACUCCAAAUAGACUUAUAAGUUGUGAAGAAAAGUUCAAUUUUAGGGUUAAGUUUUUAUCAUUGGAUGUGGGUGCGUUUUGUAGAGUUCGGCGUGGGAAUUUCUCAACUGUGAUGAUAACAUUCCCAAUUUGACAGUGCAAAGGACCGGGACCAUGUAGAAUUUUCCGGAAAACGGCCUAAAGUACAUAUUGCAAUAACAUUUUCAAAUAUCCCUUACGCCAUGGUGAACAUUUCUCGAAAUCCCGUGUUAAUAAAUUGUUACCAGUUUGAACAGUACCAAUAACCUGUGAUCAAAUUGUUCUUAACUCAAGCCAGAUCAAAAUUCAUCAUUGAAUGUGAAAUCAGAAAUGAUCGUGUUUUGAUUAAUUUAGUCGACAAUUUAUUCAAUUCGAAGGGGUUAUGCUGAGGUAGAUUUUGAAUUUUUUACGCUUUGCCAAUUGCAGCAGUACAAAACCAAUUUUUAUAUUUUUGUAAAAUCGCCUAACAGAUGCUGAAUAAGUGGGUUUCAUAUUAUUUUAUUUAAAUUAUAUAUUGUCAAGCUCUCUACAGUAAUUUUAAUAUAAUGUAAUUGCUAUCUGUUUUAUCAUUAGUCUCAACAAAUUUCUCAAAAUAUAAAUCCAACAAAUUUUUUUUUUACAUUAUAGACUGAAUUAUUAGUUUUUUUCUUAGUUGUUAGAAAACAGUGCUUAUUAAAGUUUUUCUAAUGCUUUAUUUAAAUACGGAUUUCAUAGAAUUUAAUCUGUUUAGUUACUAGUCACGUUAUUUAAAGGGAAAUUUGUUAUAAUUUUGUGCAUUGUGUGUUAUAACAAUAGUUUUUAUUUUGUGCUGGUAGCAUCUGCAUCUUUAAUUUAUUUCUACUGUUAUUCCAAUGGAGAUCGUUAUAUUAAGCUUUUGAUGAUUGAAUUAUUUUUAUAACGAUAAAAGUUGUAAAGAAAUCGCUAAAUUAUUUUGGUGUCCGUUGUGUAUGGAUUUUUGACAUAAAUACACCAUCCCCUGGUUUUCAAAUCAAAUAACAAUCAAAUUCAUGCCUUGUCAAAAUUGAAAGCGGCAUUGCCCUUUUUAUUAUCCAAUUUCCAUCUUCACUGUGAUCUAUUAUAUAAUAUUGCAAUGGGCUUUUAUUAAUCUAAUAAAGAACAUAUUAAGAGUACUAAAAAUUGAAUAGUAAUUGUAAGUAUAAUAAGUGUGCCAGGAAUUACAAAUGUCUAACAUUCCUUGAAAAUAUAGUAGAAAUGAGUAAGUUGUAUUUUAUUCAAUGUGAGAUCCAGUUUUACUUGUUGGAAUACCAUUAAAAAAAUUAUUUAAAAAAAUACAAAUUAAAUUAUGGACUGUCUUUUUGGGGAUACACCAAAUAUACUGUAGUAUCGCAUUUAAAAAAUGCAUAUAGUUUUAAGAAUUAAAUUAAUAUGUUGUACUUUUGAGAAAAAAAUAUAUAUCUUCUUUUAUAUAAAAAAAAUUAUCUUAAGAAGUGGAUAAGUAGUAUUAAUGUGGUUCAUGAGCUAAUUAGUAAGAAUAUAUUUAAAAAAAAAAAUAGUUGACUUAAUGUCACUAGUGUUCAGGAGAGCAAUCUUAAUUUAUUGUAUAGGGUAUUACCUAAUUUAAUUUAACUUUUUUAAAUUACUAUCAUCAUUUCUAAAUAUCAUAAAAAAAGAGAAAAAAACCAGUUCAAUAUAAGACAACUGGGGAAAGAAAGUACCUGGGAAAUUAAUCAAUUAGUCUUCUAAGCUGUUUAUAAUAUUCCAUAUUAUUCCAAGAAAUUUAAAGAAAUAUAAAAAUAAAGUUUUAGUUUUUCCUUGUGCCUUCAUAUUAUUAUUAUUAUUGCGAGACAAGUGAAAUUGCAGUUAUUGUUGUGAGAAUUGUUGUUUAGCAUUACCGUUCGUUCAAUUAAAAGCAAUUGAAAUGUUCUUAUUCAGCAAUGUUUAGUGUAAGUACUAGGUGUACAUUAAUAUCAUUAAUAAAAUACGUUAUGUAUGUUA